Balaenoptera ricei (Rice's whale) is the source of this 2016-nucleotide messenger RNA. RefSeq names its product abhydrolase domain containing 8 (gene ABHD8). NCBI's taxonomy places the organism in Eukaryota, Metazoa, Chordata, Mammalia, Artiodactyla, Balaenopteridae. The coding region runs from base 183 to 1481 and encodes 432 amino acids. Gene Ontology annotation, molecular function: catalytic activity. The transcript has 5 exons. The record is from RefSeq and is a predicted model, not a curated record.
AGACACUUAAAGGGCUGUCUCGCUAGGCGGUAGCGGGAUGUGCCCGCACUGACCGCCCUGGGUCCGCGCCCGCCCCGACCCCGCGCCACCAUGUAAACGGCGCCCGCAGGCGGACGCCGGCUUCUCCGCCCGGGACCCCUUUGCCCUGCCCCGGGCCCCAGGGCCCUCGAUGAGGACACACCAUGCUGACCGGGGUGACCGAUGGGAUCUUUUGCUGCCUGCUGGGCGCGCCACCCAAUGCUGUGGGGCCGCUGGAGAGUGUGGAGUCCAGUGAUGGCUACACCUUUGUGGAGGUCAAGCCUGGCCGCGUGCUGCGGGUGAAGCAUGCUGGACCCGCUCCGCUCCCCACCCCACCUCCACCACUGUCAGACGCCGCCCAGGGGGACCAAUCUGGCUUGGUCCACUGCCAGCGCAGAAUCACCGUGUACCGCAACGGGCGGUUACUGGUGGAGAACCUGGGCCGGGCACCACGAGCUGACCUCCUGCACGGGCAGAACGGCUCUGGGGAGCCACCAGCCGCCCUCGAGGUAGAGCUGGCUGACCCAGCGGGCAGCGAUAGCCGCUCGGGCCCAGGCAGUGCUGGGAGUGGCAGUGGCGGACGACGGCGGCGAGCCCGACGCCCCAAGCGGACCAUCCACAUUGACUGUGAGAAGCGCAUCACCAGCUGCAAGGGCGCCCAGGCCGAUGUGGUGCUCUUUUUCAUCCACGGUGUCGGCGGUUCCCUGGCCAUCUGGAAGGAACAGCUGGACUUCUUUGUGCGCCUGGGCUACGAGGUGGUGGCGCCCGACCUGGCUGGCCACGGGGCCAGCUCAGCGCCCCAGGUGGCCGCCGCCUACACCUUCUAUGCACUGGCAGAGGACAUGCGUGCCAUCUUCAAGCGCUAUGCCAAGAAGCGAAACGUGCUCAUUGGGCAUUCUUACGGUGUCUCCUUCUGCACGUUCCUGGCGCAUGAGUACCCCGACCUGGUGCACAAGAUGAUCAUGAUCAACGGCGGGGGCCCCACGGCACUGGAGCCCAGCUUCUGCUCCAUCUUCAACAUGCCCACGUGCGUCCUGCACUGCCUGUCACCCUGUCUGGCUUGGAGCUUCCUCAAGGCUGGCUUCGCCCGACAAGGGGCCAAAGAGAAGCAGCUGCUGAAGGAGGGCAAUGCGUUCAAUGUGUCUUCCUUUGUGCUUCGGGCCAUGAUGAGUGGCCAGUACUGGCCCGAGGGCGAUGAGGUCUACCAUGCCGAGCUCACCGUGCCCGUCCUGCUCGUCCAUGGCAUGCACGACAAGUUUGUGCCGGUGGAGGAAGACCAGCGCAUGGCUGAGAUCCUGCUCCUGGCCUUCCUGAAGCUCAUCGAUGAAGGCAGCCACAUGGUGAUGCUGGAGUGUCCGGAAACAGUCAACACGCUGCUCCAUGAAUUCCUGCUCUGGGAGCCCGAGCCCUCGCCCAAGGCCCUGCCCGAGCCCCUGCCCACGCCCCCAGAGGAAAAGAAGUAGCCGCUGAGCUGGCAGGGUAGCGCUUAGUGAGCCGACGAGCCUGAGGAGGAGCCCGGAGCCGGAGUUGGGUCUGCCGCGCGGACCACCUACCUGGGCGGGCCGUUCGCUCCAGCGGGCGGGGUCAGGUCAGGGAGACGCCCCCCAGGCCGGCUGGGCAGGACGUGACGUUCGUGGGAGCCAGGUGGACACACCGCUCUCUGCUAGUCCUGCGGGACCCAUCGGUUUUUCGGGGCCAUAGCCGGGACCCCCGCGGAGGAUGACCUUGUACAGAAGCCCCCUACCCCACAACGCCAGGGCCGAGGCAGGCCACCACCCCGCUCUCUGUCUUCCGUGUUCGCCGUGCUUGAUCCUGGGACCCACGAGCCCCGCAGGGACCCUCGAGACCCCGCCCCAAUGCCCGAGACCCCUUACCACCCCCCCAUUCCUCGGCGCUGGGAGCUAUUGUGGCCCAAGGAGGGAGGGUUUGGGAGGGGGCUGGCACCACCGAACCCGCACAUCUCAACUUGUAACUCAAUAAAAAGAAGUGACAAUCUGA